AUGUUCAAGUCCUUCGGCAAGAUCAUGGGCGGCUCGUCCCGCAAGGGCAAGUCCAAACUUCAAGAGGGCGACGACGCCGCCGAAGGCUCCAACGGUCUUUCCGGCUCCGACUCGUCUAACCUCCUACGCGCCAAGAGUAAGGACUCGCUCGCGCCCGAAAACGGCGCGGGUAACGGCCCUUCGGCGCCCGCCAAGAUCGAAAAGCGCGGCGGCGUGAGCCGGCACGAGUCGCCAUUGCCCUCGCCCUCGCCCUCGGCGCGCAACGUGCUCGACGGUACCGAAGAAGCCAGCGAGGUCGGCAGCCCCGCCGUGUCCAGAUCAGCCGCAGGUCGCAGCGACGCCGACGCCAGCUCGGCUGCCGGCAUCGACGGCGCGGCGCCCGCCUCGGCCACCUCGGCCACCAUCCUCUCCAAUCCACUCGCCGCCGGCGGCUUCCCCGGCUCCGUCGGCAAAGGCUCGCAAUCCGCAGGCGCCGGCGACCAGGUGCGCACUUUCGACAUUGACGACAUGAUCUCGCGUCUGCUCGAGGCGGGCUACUCGGGCAAGAUCCCCAAGCCGGCGCUCAAGAACGCCGAGAUCACCGCCGUGUGCCAGGCGGCGCGCGAGAUCUUCCUGUCGCAACCCACGCUGAUCGAGCUCAGCCCGCCCGUCAAGAUUGUGGGCGACACGCACGGCCAGUACCACGACCUGCUGCGUCUGUUUGAGAUGUGCGGGUUCCCGCCAUCGGCCAAUUACCUCUUCCUGGGCGACUACGUGGACCGCGGCAAGCAGUCGCUUGAGACGAUCCUGCUGCUGCUGUGCUACAAGAUCAAGUAUCCCGAGAACUUUUUCCUGCUGCGCGGCAACCACGAGUGUGCGAACGUGACGCGCGUCUACGGCUUCUACGACGAGUGCAAGCGCCGCGUCAACAUCAAGAUCUGGAAGACGUUUAUCGACGUGUUCAACACGCUGCCCAUUGCGGCGGUGGUGGCGUCCAAGAUCUUCUGUGUGCACGGUGGGCUGUCGCCGUCGCUGUCCAACAUGGACGACAUUCGACGCAUCGAGCGGCCUACGGAUGUGCCGGACUACGGUUUGCUCAACGAUUUGCUGUGGUCGGAUCCGUCGGACACGGCGUUGGAUUGGGAGGACAACGAGCGCGGAGUGUCGUACUGCUUUGGCAAGGCGGUGAUCCAGCAGUUCCUGGCGCAGUACGACUUCGACCUCAUCUGCCGUGCGCACAUGGUGGUCGAGGACGGCUACGAGUUCUGGAACGAGCGCACGCUCGUCACCAUUUUCAGCGCGCCCAACUACUGCGGCGAGUUUGACAACUUUGGCGCGGUCAUGUCGGUGAGCGAGGAUCUGCUGUGUGCGUUUGAGCUGCUCAAGCCGCUCGAUGGCGCGGCGCUCAAAAAGGAGAUGGCCAAGAAUAAGCGCAGAUCGCUGCUUCAGCAUCAGAGUCCGCCCGCCAGAGUCACGCAGCAGUCGUUCUAA
Moesziomyces antarcticus is the source of this 1470-nucleotide messenger RNA. RefSeq names its product phospho protein phosphatase PPZ. Bases 1 to 1470 code for a protein of 489 amino acids. Gene Ontology annotation, molecular function: protein serine/threonine phosphatase activity. Lineage: Eukaryota; Fungi; Basidiomycota; Ustilaginomycetes; Ustilaginales; Ustilaginaceae. The transcript has a single exon. The record is from RefSeq and is a predicted model, not a curated record. Gene Ontology annotation, cellular component: nucleus; cytoplasm.